UGCUUGCAAGAUGAUUCAUGGUUGAGAAAAUUUGUGUUCAUUUCGCGCUAUUUUCUUUGCUAAAUUUGCAAUAAUAAUGUAAUUCGUGUAGUUUUUCGUACUUUUAAUCGAAUAUUUUCGCGUUUAUGCUUCCAGAAUCCUCGUAAUAUUGUCAGAGUAUCACAAACGUUCGCAGUAAUCGUGUAAAUAAGUCAUACCGGUUUCCAAUGGACGAAAAUCGGCUACUCCGAAAAUCCAUCAUCACUUCCUUCAGACUCAAUGGAUUGAGUAUUAAAGGAGAUGCUUGCGAUUACUUGGUAUCGCAACUGGGACCGGUCACUGAAGAAGAACGAAGCUCGUGGAUUAGUAAAGUUACAGAAUUCUUGCAGAAAAAGAAAUCCUUAUCGGAUCCGGUCGUUUUAAAGAGUCAUGUAGUUUCCGCCGUAGACGAAUGUUGUAAAUCUGAGAUGGAAACAGCCGACGAUGUGUUCUUCGUGAUUGGAGCAUUCGAUGUACCGAAAUUCAAUUAUCAUCACGAUACCAAAAAGUUCAUACGUCGAAUUGACGCUAAACGUAAUGUUUUUGCCGAAGCUGAACACAGAAUCAAGCAUUUCAGUGACAGAUAUACGAUGAUUAAGCAGAGAAUCGAUCGUCACGAACUACUUAGCUCUAGAAAUAAAAGCUCAGAUGAAGCGAAACUUCGAACGAUAGAUUACUUAUUGAGUUGUGCGGCUGAAAACGAGAAAGUCGUAGUGUUCGGUAUCUUAGCUCAGUUGCAAGAGGGUAAAUAUUUCUUAGAAGAUCCGAGUGGGAUUUUACCGUUGAAUUUAUCGCAAGCAAUUUAUCAUAACGGAUUAUUCGCUGAAAAUUGCCUUAUUUUAGCCGAAGGCGAGUUUUGCGAUGGCGUACUAUGUGUCCAUGGAUUAGCUAUGCCUCCUCCGGAAUCAUCUAAAAUUAGCAGAACUUAUUUUGGUAACGCGAACACGUUUGGCGGUCCAUCUGAAGUAUCUUUGAAAACUUCGGCUAGGAUGAUGAAAAUUGAGGAAUCUAACGAAGAAGCGAUGAUUGUGUUUAUUUCCGAUAUAUGGCUGGAUAACGCAAAAGUUUUAGAUAAAAUAAGAAUGUUGCUAGCCGGAUACGACGAAUAUUCACCCCUAGCCAUUGUUCUAAUGGGUGAUUUUCUAUCAAAACCUUAUGGAAAUCAGCACUCGUCCAUGUUUAGAGAUAAAUUCAAAGAGCUCGCUGUUAUUAUUAGUCAUUACAAGAAUCUGUUAGCAGAAACUACCUUUAUUAUCGUACCGGGUCCGACUGAUUCACCUUACGCUAAUAUUUUACCAAGACCGCCGUUACCGUCAUUUUUAACCGAAGAAUUUUCGAAACGAGUGCCCAAAAGUAUAUUCACCACGAAUCCUUGCCGUAUUCAGUACUGUACUCAGGAAAUAGUAGUCUUUCGAGAAGAUAUUCUGACAAAGAUGUGCCGAAAUUGCGUCCACUUUCCAGAAUCCGGCGACGUCUCUUUGCAUUUUGUGAAAACAAUUCUAUCGCAGUGUUACCUGACACCGGUUCCUUUAUCGGUUUGUCCUGUGUAUUGGAGCGAAGGAGCUGCGUUAACUAUUUAUCCUUUGCCAGAUGUGUUGGUUGUAGCUGAUCAACGUAGCCCGUUCAAUAUCACUCAUAAGGAUUGCGUCGUUUUUAAUCCAAGUUCCUUCUCUCUUCGUCAGUUCUGUUUCACCGUAUACGUUCCAGCUUCCAAACAAGUUGAAGACAGCCAGAUAUCUACGGAUUGAAUCUUUUUCGGUAAGUGCAGAAUGUUUGCCAUAAGAAUAGAAAAUGAUUAGCAAGUCAGCAAGUAUGUUUUUUUCUACAUAAUUCCUGGAGAAAUACCAACCAUGUCGUAUAUGUGCUACUCUUGGAAUGGACUGAUGGAUAGAAAAACAGAUGUCUCAACAUUUUUCAUUCCUGAAUAUUUUGUUAUAAUGAGACUUUUCAUCCGCAAAACCGAAACGAAGGUUCUAUCUUUCAAAGUUUUUGAAAAUGACAAAAAUUCGUCCAAGUUAGGAAAUUAGGAAUACCUAUUUGAUUUCUGAAUUUAAAAGAAAAUCCAAUGAUUUGAGGCACGAGAGACUAUUUUGGACUUAGGUUCACCGAUUUCGUUCGAAAUUUUUUGUACGUCUCCUGCAUUUGAAAAUGAUGGGAAAUUUCCAUCAUUGGCUCCCACAUUGAUCUUAUGGAGGUAGGGAAAGGUUUGUUUGUUUUUUAGCAGUUGAAAUUGCUGGAGUUUGAGUAGGUACUCAAAAAUGCUGUAACUUGAAGAAAAUCUGUUUACUAAGUUUUAAAAAAGUGUCGGAGUAAUUUCAAAAAUAUUUUCCAAAAAUUUCGAAUUUCAAAGUUGAGCUUGAAUACUUAUUCAAUUUUUUAAAAGCUUGCCAAAUUUCGGAACCACAUGAUUUGAAAUUUUUGGAAAUAUUCCUAGAAGCAUAAAUUUUUAUGAUUUUUACUACGACGUUUUCGUGGUGGAGGUUCGCAAAACGAUGAUUUGGGGGGGGGGGCUACGGAAUCCUAAAAUUGGAGUCAAAUGUAAAAUAUCGUGUGACCUAUCGUUUUCUACGUUGUAAAGAGCGCUGAAUACGAAUAUCAAUUCACUUUCUUGAUUAGACCCCUCCAACGUACCCAUUGACCCUCCAAAAUCGUUUAAAAAUGGAAAAAAAUCGUGUAGCAGUGGUUUAUUAGGGGUUUCCCCCCAAAUUCACCAUCGACCACAAAAUUUCCUGAAAAUUGAAAAAAUUAUGUGACAUACGGUUUUUGAGAGUUUUGGGAGUAUCGAAUAUGAAUAGUACAAGUAUGAAUUUGUUUUUCAAUUUUCCAAAAAAAAAAAGAAUCAUUAAAUAAUUAAAAAUUAAAUAUAAAUAAAUAAAUAAAUAAAUAAAUAAAUAAAUAAAUAAAUAAAUAAAUAACAUAAUUAUAUUUAAACAUAAGAAAAAUGAAUUGAAUAAAAUAUUAUUACUAAAAUAAAAAAAAUUAUAUAAAAAAUAAUUAAAAUUAAAAUGAUAAAAAUUGAACUUGAAUAAUCAAUAAAAAAAUUAGUAUAAAAAAAUCAACUUGAAAAUCAAUAUAAAUAAUAUAAAAAUAAAAAUAAAUAUACUUACUUAUAAUAAUAACCAAUAAUUAUUACUAAAAAAAAUCCUAUAGAUCUAGAGAUGUAUUCUAAUACAAAUAUAUUUCAUGCAGUUUUGUUCAAUUUUUUCCAAAAAUUUUCAGAUCAGGCAUUUUUUUCAUCAUACGAAUAACCUAAAUACCACACGAUUUUGUUAAUUUUCAAGAAAUUAUGGAGAGAGAGGCUGGGGAUCGAGUAGAAAAAAUGAGGAUAUUCGUAUUCUGCGCUCAGGGCUUGUAUUCGGUCACUUUUCAAGUAUCUUGAGUUACUAAAGUUACAAAAACUACUCAUCUUUUAAUUAUUUUUUCUAGAAAUUUGAUUGCAAAUGCCAAAAAGUUUCUAUUUUGGUAAAAAUUGCAAUAAAAUCUCACCCAUUGUCAAAAUUUUCCAACAGUCUCAUUUAUUGCUAAAAAUUCUCACUUUUUUUGUAAAAAAAUUCCAAAUAUUCGUUUUCCUCGAAGAAUUAUCCAAAAGUUUCUCUAUUUUACCUCAAUGAAUGUCAAUAAGUAUUAUAUUUUUACCGAAAAAUCGAUCAAGAUAGGUCUCCCAUUUUCAACAAAGACAGCGAAAAACUACCAUUUUGUUUGCCAAUAAUUUCGAAAAAUUCGUGCUUUGUACUAAAAAUUGUCACUCUUGUUUUUUGCCAAAAAUUGUUCAAAAUUGGCAAAAUUUCUAGUUUUUUGUAAAAAAAAAAAAUUUAAAAAGUUUGCUUUUUUUCAAAAAAUUUAGCUUUUUAGCGAUUUAAAAGA
This is a messenger RNA of Planococcus citri (citrus mealybug), 3882 nucleotides long. RefSeq names its product DNA polymerase epsilon subunit 2 (gene DNApol-epsilon58). Gene Ontology annotation, molecular function: DNA binding. Gene Ontology annotation, biological process: error-prone translesion synthesis; DNA-templated DNA replication. Lineage: Eukaryota; Metazoa; Arthropoda; Insecta; Hemiptera; Pseudococcidae. The transcript has 11 exons. The record is from RefSeq and is a predicted model, not a curated record. Gene Ontology annotation, cellular component: epsilon DNA polymerase complex. The coding region runs from base 207 to 1766 and encodes 519 amino acids.